UUCUCUACCCCCUUUAUUUAUAUCUCUUUAUCAUAUCCCAUUUCUUUCUCUUUCUAUUUCUUUCAGAUACUGGAACUUGGAGCUAAAUUUUCUAGAAGGGAAUGAAGAGAAAGUGUUGAAGGAAUUUAAUUCUUUGCCGAACAUCAAGAACAUUAAGUGGAUUCUUUGUAUUUUGACGAAGUGGAAGAAACAAGAGGAAAAAUAGCUUCUUUUGAUGGGCAUAAGAAGAGAUCAAGAGAGAUCAUGACAUGGUGCAAUGAGUCUGAAGAUGAAGAAAGAUCGGCUAUUCAGAUUACUACUACACCUGAAGAAAACAGUACCAGUUUUAUCGCCACUCAAUCCGAUGAAAUUCGUACCAUAACUUGCCCUUCUUGUGGCCAUACCAUACAGUAUCAAGAUCAGGCGGGAAUUCAUUAUUUGCCGGGGCUACCAGCAGGGGUGAAGUUUGAUCCAACUGAUAAUGAGAUUCUGGAACAUUUAGAGGCCAAAGUAUUGUCUGAUUGGCGGAAAAUUCAUCCUCUAAUCGAUGAAUUUAUUCCAACGCUAGAGGGUGAGAAUGGAAUUUGUUAUACUCAUCCAGAGAGGCUACCGGGAGUAAGCAAAGAUGGUCAACUCCGUCAUUUCUUUCAUCGACCAUCGAAGGCAUACACCACUGGAACUAGAAAACGAAGGAAAGUACAUACCGAUGAAGACGGGAGCGAGACAAGGUGGCACAAAACAGGCAAAACUAGGGCAGUUUUUGUUGGUGGAACAGUGAAAGGAUUUAAAAAAAUUUUAGUUCUCUACACCAACUAUGGCAGGCAAAAAAAGCCCGAGAAGACAAACUGGGUGAUGCACCAAUACCAUCUUGGCAACAAUGAAGAAGAGAAAGAUGGAGAGUUGGUGGUUUCAAAAGUUUUCUACCAAACUCAACCUAGACAAUGUGGUUCAAGCAUUAAAGAUUCAGUUGAGAUAAAAGUAAAAGAGCGAAGUGGGCAUAUUCCUUUGCCUAUGAGUUCAAAUCCCAUUGAUUAUUACAACCCACCAGCUUAUAUUUCAUAUGAUCAUCAAGGGAGCUGCCAUAAUAGAGAAAGCCCACCUCAGCUAAUUCCAAACUUGGUUGUUCAAGGUGAUGGGUCUUCAUUUAUUCGAUUAGCCGCUGAUACAAGCAAAGGAAAUCUUGAAAGGAAAUAGAGAGAAUUUGGUAGGUAGCAAUGACAAGGAGUCGUUUGGUUGUUGCUAUUCUGUUUGGUAACAGUGAGAAUGAGAUGAAGGAUCAGUAUCAAAUACUGAUCAAUGGCUACUUUUGUUAAUUUUAUAUAGUAUAUUAUAUAAAGCUAGGCAUGCUCUCUUUGGAAGAUUCGGCCAUCACACUCUUCUAACAGAUUUUAAGCAGAAAUUGAAGCUAGCGAAGGGUGCAUUCACUAUUUGCAGAUAAAAGUGCCCACCAUUUUAUGUCGGAGGUGUACAAAGAAUAUUAAUUUUGUUUUUAUGUAAUUGAUAAUUAGGAAGACCUAUAGAGAUUGUAUUUCGUAUUGUAUUAUGAUCAUACGUUGUUCUUUGAGAAACUUAUGAUUGUAAAGAGAUAUGUGUAAGCUACCAUUUUUUAUUAGCUAGGAAUAAUACAGUAUUUGGAUUUCAUGGGAAAAA
Molecule: messenger RNA, 1629 nt
Organism: Pistacia vera
Lineage: Eukaryota; Viridiplantae; Streptophyta; Magnoliopsida; Sapindales; Anacardiaceae
Product: NAC domain-containing protein 10-like
Exons: 4
Coding region: 244-1173 (309 amino acids)
Biological process (GO): regulation of DNA-templated transcription
Cellular component (GO): nucleus
Molecular function (GO): transcription cis-regulatory region binding; DNA-binding transcription factor activity
Source: RefSeq, a predicted model, not a curated record